AAGUGGCGUGAUGACGUAAGCAGGAAGCCCGAGCUGCUGUUUUGUCGUGGUUUGUGUCGCGGUUUAGUUAACUGUUGGGUGUUAGAAUGCCGGUGGGGAGUCUGCCGAUCCGGGAUGCGCCAGUUCACUUUCGUUUUCUUCAGCAGUAUUUGUUUCUUCUGAAGAAAUACCCCAUUCUUACCAAAUCUGUAACGAGUGGCAUCCUGUCAGCUUUAGGGAAUAUUCUGUCUCAGAUUUUGGAGAAAAGACAGAAGACCCUAAAAGAAGCUUUAUUCAAAGAAAUCGACCUAGCUGGAGCCGCACGCUAUGCCGUUUACGGCUUGUUGAUCACUGGACCUGUGAGUCAUUACUUUUACCAGCUGAUGGAGGUGUGGGUGCCCACCACAGACCCUUACUGUAUAAUAAAACGCCUGCUUUUGGACCGGCUUAUCUUUGCUCCAGGCUUUCUGCUCCUCUUCUACUUUGUGAUGAACAUCUUAGAGGCUAAAGAGUGGAAAGACUUUGAAAGGAAACUGAAAAGAAGUUACUGGACUGCUCUGAAGAUGAACUGGAAAGUUUGGACUCCCUUCCAGUUCAUCAAUGUCAACUUUGUGCCUGUUCAGUUUCGAGUGCUGUUUGCAAACAUCAUCGCCUUAUAUUGGUACGCCUACCUUGCAUCAGUGAGGAAAUGAAACUUCCAAAGGUGUUUACUAUGACAGUGAAUCUGGAGGGAAUUGAGUCUCAACAGUUACUUUGACACUCCCAUGAACAACGGGAGUUAUUUCAACCACGUCUGCUGCAGAAUAAUUUUGUAGGUGUCAGCUUUUUUUUAUUAAAUUCAAGCAAAUUAGUUUCAGUCAUGAAUAAUCCUGAAAUGAUUAAUCAGAUGACAGUGUCAACAACAAUAAUAACAACUGAUUAUAAAGGAAAAAUGUCUAAAUGUGGCUGUUGCACGUAGAAGAUGUGCAGAUUGUUUUGCUCAUCUUUUUCAGUUUAGAAGGGAGAGUUUAGCUCUGGCAGAGGAGGUCCGUGAUGGGUUCAUUCCCUCAGAAUCAGAAUUGCUCAACCUUAAUGGUGGGUAAAAGAUAUUGCCAAUGUUUUUGUUUGUUUGUUUAGUUUAGUUUAGUACUGUUGGCCAGUCAGAACAUGUCAUUUGAUGAUGCCACACUGAACUCUGGGAAACUCAUAGUAAUUUUCCUGACAACAAAUUGCUCUUUCUCCAACUGCACAAGUGGCCCAGAUGUGAACCAGCACUGGAGUCAGAUCGUUAUGUUGUCUGGAUUGUAAUUUUUUUAUGUUAUUAACUUGUCAGUGGUUUAAAAAUAAUUUAUAGAAUGCUAAAUAAAAGUGGUUAAUUGUAACCCUA
Thalassophryne amazonica is the source of this 1345-nucleotide messenger RNA. It is a transcript of the gene pxmp2, whose product is annotated as peroxisomal membrane protein 2. The record is from RefSeq and is a predicted model, not a curated record. The coding region runs from base 87 to 671 and encodes 194 amino acids. Gene Ontology annotation, cellular component: membrane; cytoplasm. Lineage: Eukaryota; Metazoa; Chordata; Actinopteri; Batrachoidiformes; Batrachoididae. The transcript is spliced from 5 exons.